AUUUUGUCGUCGUGUGAAACACUUCCUGUGGGUUCUGACAAAAAAAAAGCGCGCUGUCACAGACCUGUCUUUAUGCUAAGCUAACAACUUUAUACGCACUUUUACCUCAACAAACUUCAUUAUCCUUUAAUUCGGCGUGUUAUUUUUGUUAAUUCGGCGUGUUAUUUGUCUUAUUUGAGACGAGUCGAGCCUUACUGAGACGCUAUGCUAACUCCAUUAGCUAGCAAAGUCGUUGAUCUCCACAAACACCGCCAUGGGAUCACAAUGUCGAACGGCUUCAUCUUACCUGAGGGCAAAAUGACACCUAACACUCUGUUUGUAGGAGGAAUAGACAUGAAGGUUGAAGAAAACGAGAUUCGAGACUUCUUUGGUCGGUUCGGUGAAGUGAAGGAGGUUAAAAUCAUCACGUACCGUGGAGGCAUCUGCAAAGGUUACGGGUUUGUUUACUUCAGCGAGGACGUUGACAUCCACACCAUCUCUGAACAACAGGUCACUUUUAAAGGAAAGAAGCUCAAACUGGGUCCCGCAAUCAUGAAAGAGCGAAGUUCUCACGAGUCAGGUUUCCAAGGUUCUAUCCCAUCACCUCUGAUUGGUCCAUCACAAUGGGUAAGCCCCUCCCCCUGUGUCUACUGUACCUGCUGCCCUACCAGCCUGGUUCCACCCACUGUGCUCGGGGGAGGACCACAGUACCUACAGCCGUAUGCUUAUCCAAAUGUUCCAGGAGUCAUGAUUCCCCAAAUGCCUAUGAAUUAUACACAGACAGCCUACAGCUACCCGUAUUCCCCGCCACAGUGGUGUGCAGACCAGAGGACCAGGUUUAUUAAUCAGAACUUUGUGGAUUGUGGAGUCCAGACAUUGCUGACACUUCUGUAGUCCAUUCUAGAGGUGGACUGUCUUCAUGAAACCAAGGUGCUGAUGUCUUCGUGGAAAUGACAUGGACUUGUGGGAAACAUCUUCAGCAUUCUACCUCUGGUGUGACUGAUUUUUGGAUAUUAAGGUCCCAGUCUGGGUGACAUGUCGAUGUGAUGCCCAAUCAUGGUCAUGUGGUCAAAUAGAAGGCUGCAUAGUGUGUGUGUGUGUGUGUGUGUGUGUGUGUGUGUGUGUGUGUGUGUGUGUGUGUGUGAGAGAGAGAGAGAGAGAGUGAAUACAAUUACACACUUUUUUCUCCCAGUUUAUUUGCAUUGUUCUUUUCUCUGCUUUUGUGAACCCAAACCUUUAAAAAAAAAGACACUUUUAAAAUCACAGGCAUUUCUCUUUAAUUUCUGUUGUUUAUUUUAAUGUUCGCACUUCCGUCGCUUCUCAGACGCCUCUGAUCUAAAGGGGAACGCGACCAUUCUCGAGGCAAAUAUAAAUUGUUUAAGUUCAGAUCGUUCAUGCUGAUAGCGCUUUUUUUUUCAUGCUCAAAAAAAUUCAUGCUGACAGCUCUACCUUCCCCAACCUCAUCUCGCUCACUGUAAGCACCGUCCUGCUUUUCUUUUUAUAUAUUUAUUAUUUAGUCAGAACAACUUGGGAUUCUACAAUUUGUUGGUAUUUCGAAUAUUUCUCAGGGGUUUUGUUGUUUUGUUUGGAUUUAUUUUGUGGCUUUGCCCCUUUGGUUAACACGUUAUUACAAUGGGACAUCUCUUAAUUAACAGCUUAUAGGAGAGGAAAGAGAAAUAAAUAAAUCACAUUAAAUAAGAAUGAUUGAUUAAUUCAGGAUACAUUUUUAAGUCAUUUCUGUAAAAAGGCUUUAGACACAAAGGUUUUGGCCACUUUUAAUUCACCAGGUAAUGGCCGAAGACAAAUUCUAUACACCUUUGCUGAUGUUUGAUAUUUGUGGUGUUUUUUGUUAAAGGUUCACUGUGUUUUCCUCCACUUCGUUAAUGGUGUUUUAUAUAACACAAGGGAGAUGAUUUUUAUUUUUAAUAUUAGGGUGAUUGUCUUGGUGAGAUUAGUCAUUUUCAGAUUGUGUGUCAAUUUAAAUAGUUGGUAAGCUGCAGGUGUUGAACACUAUAUUGUUAGCGAUACUGUUCUGGAGCCUUUGGCCUGUGAGGAAUUGUUCCCUCUAUACACUUCCCAUGAUCUGUAAGAACUCUGUUAUUUUUUUUGACAGCAGUGUUGUGAUCACUCUUCAGUUUUGUAUGUAUACUAAUAAAGGUUUGGUGUCUUGUCUUGUUUAUAAAGUAAUAAAGUUGAAGUUAAAUAAA
Tachysurus fulvidraco (yellow catfish) is the source of this 2186-nucleotide messenger RNA. RefSeq names its product deleted in azoospermia-like (gene dazl). Gene Ontology annotation, molecular function: RNA binding. The record is from RefSeq and is a predicted model, not a curated record. NCBI's taxonomy places the organism in Eukaryota, Metazoa, Chordata, Actinopteri, Siluriformes, Bagridae. The transcript has 10 exons. The coding region runs from base 205 to 873 and encodes 222 amino acids.